AUGGAAAAGGCUUUCUGUAGGACGAGCAACUCGACAAUCAAUGAUCUAAUCUCAGUGAUCUCUUUAAGAUUCCUUCUGGGAUGCACGAGAAGGCUGAUUGAAGAGACUGGUGAUAUGGGACCUCUGUAUCUUGGAAUCCCCCGCCAAGCGUUGGUCUCUGAUGCUUGUAGGCAAGGUGAUUGGGUAAUGAGACCCCGAGGCAGGAGAGUGUAUGAAGCAUUGUAUACAAAGAUUGAGAACUCUCAGAAGCCAGAGUCAAAUGGAGGUAGAGAUGUGCCAUUAUGGAAGCACGAUGAGGAGAAUUAUAAGGCUCUUUUCUCUACUAGAAGGACUUGGGAUCAAAUAAGGAUACAAGCCCCGGAAGUGGAUUGGCAUUCUAUUGUUUGGUUCCUGCAGGGUGUUCCUCGUCAGGCGUUCAUUGUGUGGUUGACUAUGAAAGACAGAUUCUCAACAGGAGUCCGCAUGAGGAACUGGGGAAUCACCCAAGGAUGA
This is a messenger RNA of Brassica oleracea var. oleracea, 492 nucleotides long. RefSeq lists its product as uncharacterized. The record is from RefSeq and is a predicted model, not a curated record. Lineage: Eukaryota; Viridiplantae; Streptophyta; Magnoliopsida; Brassicales; Brassicaceae. The transcript has 2 exons. The coding region runs from base 1 to 492 and encodes 163 amino acids.